GCAAUGGCCUUCCUUAUCAGUCAAGAGGAGACAAUAGGAAGGAAAUAACUUUUGAUAAGGGAGAGAUUUAGGCAAAAAUAAAUAUUUUGAUGGCAUAUGCUUUAAUGGCAAUCAAAUCUGUUCAUCCAAGGAGAUUAUCAGGUUGUUUGUAUAUAUAAGCAGCAGAGGAGCAUUUUGUAGAGUGUGCGGCGGCGAGGCGACAAAUCUUGUCGAUCUCUUCCUUCUCUCCCGCUCGCUGAAUUUCUUGCGGCGGCAAUGGCGGUCCUCGUGUCGCUCAUGGUGAUCGCCGCGUCGUCGCCUCUCGUGGCGCUGCUUCUGAGGGCGGCGUGGGUGACCCUGUCCUGCUACUGGCUGACGCCAAUGAGGAUCCGCCGCGCCAUGGCGGCGCAGGGCGUGCGCGGCCCGCCGCCGCGCCCGCUCGUCGGCAACCUCCGGGAGGUGUCGGCGCUCGUGGCGAGGGCCACCGCCGACGACAUGCCGUCCCUCAGCCACGACAUCGUCGGCCGCCUCAUGCCCCACUACGUGCUCUGGUCCGGGACAUACGGCAAGCUGUUCGUGUACCUGUACGGGAGCGAGCCGAGGCUGUGCCUGACUGACACCGCGCUGAUCAAGGAGUUCUUGUCGUCCAAGUACGCCCACGCCACCGGCAAGUCGUGGCUGCAGAGGCAGGGGACGAAGCACUUCAUCGGCGGCGGGCUGCUCAUGGCCAACGGCGCCAGGUGGGCGCACCAGCGCCACGUCGUCGCGCCGGCGUUCAUGGCCGACAAGCUCAAGGGGAGAGUCGGGCGCAUGGUGGAGUGCACGAAGCAGGCGAUCCGCGAGCUCCGCGACGCGGCGGCGGGGCGGCGCGGCGAGGAGGUGGAGAUCGGCGCCCACAUGACCCGCCUCACCGGCGACAUCAUCUCCCGCACCGAGUUCAACACCAGCUACGACACUGGCAAGCGCAUCUUCCUCCUCCUCGAGCACCUCCAGCGCCUCACCUCCCGCUCCAGCCGCCAUCUCUGGAUCCCCGGCAGCCAGUAUUUCCCGAGCAAGUACAGGAGGGAGAUCAGGCGGCUCAACGGCGAGCUGGAGGCGGUGCUGAUGGAGUCGAUACGGCGGAGCAGGGAGAUCGCCGACGAGGGGAGGGCGGCGGUGGCGACGUACGGGAGGGGUUUGCUGGCUAUGCUUCUGUCGGAGAUGGAGGAGAAGGAGAAGAAUGGCGGCGGCGGAGGCGGCGAGUUCAGCUACGACGCGCAGCUGGUGAUCGACGAGUGCAAGACCUUCUUCUUCGCCGGCCACGAGACGUCGGCGCUGCUGCUCACGUGGGCGAUCAUGCUGCUCGCCACCAACCCGGCGUGGCAGGAGAAGGCCCGCACCGAGGUCGCCGCCGUCUGCGGCGACCACCCGCCGUCCGCCGACCACCUCUCCAAGCUCACCGUGCUGCAGAUGAUCAUCCAGGAGACGCUGCGGCUGUACCCGCCGGCGACGCUGCUGCCGCGGAUGGCGUUCGAGGACAUCCAGCUCGGCGGCCUCCGGCUGCCGCGGGGGCUGUCGGUGUGGAUCCCGGUGCUGGCCAUCCACCACGACGAGUCCAUCUGGGGCCCCGACGCGCACGAGUUCCGCCCGGAGAGGUUCGCGCCGGGCGCGCGCCGCCCGUCGGCCGCCGGCGCCGCCAGGUUCCUGCCGUUCGCCGCCGGCCCGCGCAACUGCGUCGGCCAGGCGUACGCGCUCGUCGAGGCCAAGGUCGUCCUCGCCAUGCUCCUCUCGGCCUUCCGCUUCGCCAUCUCCGACAACUACCGCCACGCGCCGGAGAACGUGCUCACCCUCCGCCCCAAGCACGGCGUCCCCGUCCACCUCCGGCCGCUGCGGCCAUAGAUUCGAUUCUUUUUUUUUCCUUUGUUCGUUUUGGCGCCAUAGCUAGAGGAAGAAGAAGAAGAGGCGCGCGUGUGGCUGACAGUGGGGCCCACCUGUCAGUGGCCCGGCUGGUAAUAUGGUGCGUGUAGAGACAUGUGAUGUAACGAUGCGUGCAAAAUUAAUGACAUGAUAAAUAUUAACAGAGAGGGAUUACCUAGCUA
Messenger RNA from Oryza sativa Japonica Group (Japanese rice), 2057 nucleotides. RefSeq names its product cytokinin hydroxylase. Gene Ontology annotation, molecular function: monooxygenase activity; oxidoreductase activity, acting on paired donors, with incorporation or reduction of molecular oxygen; heme binding. NCBI's taxonomy places the organism in Eukaryota, Viridiplantae, Streptophyta, Magnoliopsida, Poales, Poaceae. The record is from RefSeq and is a predicted model, not a curated record.